Messenger RNA from Hyalella azteca, 1206 nucleotides. RefSeq names its product dehydrogenase/reductase SDR family member 7. The record is from RefSeq and is a predicted model, not a curated record. The coding region runs from base 271 to 1119 and encodes 282 amino acids. The transcript has 8 exons. Gene Ontology annotation, molecular function: oxidoreductase activity. Lineage: Eukaryota; Metazoa; Arthropoda; Malacostraca; Amphipoda; Hyalellidae.
AGCACGCUACUUCCUACCUCUGAGAAUUGAGUUCUGCAGAAUUGAGUUCUUGUAUAAUUAGCAUUUACUAAUCAUAUGUAAAUUCCACCAUUACAUUACCAGGGUAUGGUACAUUCCAAGACCAUAAUUGUGCAACAUUUGGUCACAUAAUAUCAUAAAUAUGCCAAUAAUGGUGCACUAUUGUGAAAAGUGUGACUAACUUUUCAAGCAAACCAUUCCAGAACAUGCUUUCCUGAGAAUUUGAUAACAUGUCAUGCUAUUACCCAAGUUAUGGUUGCUGCCUCUGCUGAUGCAGAUUUCGUUCUGUUUUUGUUGAACUGGUUCCUCCCUGACUCAAGCAACAAGCUGCAAGGCCAGGUAAUAUGGAUCACUGGAGCCUCUCGUGGAAUUGGUGAAGCAUAUGCCAUUGUGCUGGCCAAGUCUGGUGCUAAACUAGCGCUCUCUGCACGGGAUGAGCAGCGGCUGCAACAAGUCAAGCAAAAAUGUCUUGAUGCCGGUGCACGGGAAGAAGAUAUCUUGUUGGUGCCUCUUGACAUGGUCAAGUAUGAAGACCAUGAGCAGGCAUUCAACAAAGUCUUGCAAUAUUUUGGCAAGGUAUCGGUGCUCCUGAACAAUGCAGGCAGGUCCCAGAGAGCUCGUUGGGACGAUAUUGAGCUCAGCGUCGACAAAGAGCUCUUUGAGCUCAACGUCUUCUCCCUGGUGGCUCUGGCUCGCCGAGUUAACAAGUAUUUCAGGACGGUUGGCGGUGGUCAUCACGUGGUAACGUCGUCCACACUCGGCAAGUUUGGAGGUCCAAACUCUGCUUCCUACACCGCUUCUAAGCACGCGCUCCACGGAUAUUUUGAGAGCUUGCGAGUGGAGGGAUUAAAGGACAACAUCAGCGUGACGAUGCUGUGCCCUGGUCCUGUUGAGAGCGAACUUCUUCAACAUGCUUUCACUGAAAAGCUUGGACAGGGCGUGUCAGGAGAGCGCUCAGGACGCCGCAUGAGCGCCAUGCGUUGCGCUCACCUCAGCGCCACGGCCAUCGCGUACAAGUUGCCUGAAGCGUGGGUGGUGGAACAGCCUGUACUUCUGCUGCAGUACACGGUGUACUACCUGCCUUAUGUUGCCUUCAGGUAAACUGUACUUCUGCUGCAGUACACGGUGUACUAUCUGCCUUAUGUUGCCUUCAGGUAAACUGUACUUCUGCUGCAGUACACGGUGUAC